AUGUCAUUGACAGAGUCGACACCCGACGCCGCCGCAAAGGCUGCCUCUCUUUCGGCACGCAGCCUCGCAGUCCUAUCGGUUGCAGCACGAAAUGAAGCCCUAACGGCAAUGCAUGACGCUUUGCUUGCCAACAAAGAAUCAAUCCUCGCUGCCAACGCACGGGACAUGGCUCAAGCCACAUCUGCAUCGGAGUCCGGUCAUCUCUCACAGGCGGUGUUGAAACGUCUCGACCUAUCCAGACCUGGAAAAUAUGAUGACAUGCUCCAGGGUAUCCUGGAUGUGCAAGGCCUCGACGAUCCUAUCGGCAAAUGCGACCUGCGGACCCUGCUUGACGAUGGACUGGAGCUGGAGCGCGUCUCCUGUCCGAUUGGGGUGCUGCUUAUCAUCUUCGAAGCCCGGCCAGAAGUCAUUGCCAACAUUGCAGCGUUGGCGAUUAAAUCGGGCAAUGCCGCGAUACUGAAAGGUGGAAAGGAGUCGUCUGCCUCUUUCGAGACUAUUGCCAAGGUGAUUGGGUCUUCGUUGGAAAAGACACAGGUGCCGAAUGCGGCUAUCCAGCUCGUCAAGACGCGGGAUGUCAUCGAUCAACUGCUGGGACUGGACCAAUAUAUUGACCUCGUCAUUCCUCGGGGCGGAAAUGAACUCGUUCGAUACGUCAAGGAGCACACCAAGAUCCCAGUCUUGGGCCAUGCGGACGGGCUAUGCAGUAUCUACAUACACAGUGAUGCUGACAAGGACAUCGCAGUUCGUGUGGUGGUUGACUCCAAGUGCGAUUAUCCAGCGGCCUGCAACGCCGCAGAGACCCUGCUGGUGCAUGAAGCCGCUCUGACAACCAUCCUACCAGCUGUAGCUGAAGCGCUGUUUGCGAAAGGUGUCUCUCUGCGGUGUGAUGAUAAAAGUUUUGAUGCUUUGAAGCGGCUGCUCCCUCCAGCCAGCGCGACUCUGGUACAGAGUUCCACCGACCAGGAUUACGAUACGGAAUUUUUGGAUUUGAUUAUGGCGGUAAAGACGGUGCCUGGCUCAAAACUAGGUGAUGACACGGACGGUGGUUCGCUAGACAUGGCCGUUGCACACAUCAAUACGCAUGGCUCGAAGCAUACCGACUGCAUCGUAACAAGCUCUAAAGAGGCGGCAGACAAGUUCAUGUCUUCGGUCGACGCGGCCGGUGUGUACUGGAAUGCAUCUACGCGGUUCGCGGAUGGCAUGAGAUACGGCUUUGGCACCGAAGUCGGCAUCAGCACGAACAAAAUCCACUCGAGAGGACCGGUUGGCCUCGAGGGCCUCACCAUCUACAAGUACAAGUUACGGGGUCAUGGUCAAGUCGCUGGUGAAUACGGAGAAGGAAGCGGUAAAAGACGGUAUAAGCAUGAGAGAUUGGCCGUCUGA
Molecule: messenger RNA, 1383 nt
Organism: Exophiala spinifera
Lineage: Eukaryota; Fungi; Ascomycota; Eurotiomycetes; Chaetothyriales; Herpotrichiellaceae
Product: glutamate-5-semialdehyde dehydrogenase
Exons: 1
Coding region: 1-1383 (460 amino acids)
Molecular function (GO): glutamate-5-semialdehyde dehydrogenase (NADP+) activity; NADP binding
Source: RefSeq, a predicted model, not a curated record